GCCUCCUCCAGUCCCAAAGCCCUGCCCCCAAAGCCAACCGACCAAUCAGCAGCCAGAGAAACCACAGGUUCUGACGGCGAGGAGAACGAAGGAGUCGACGUCCCCGACGGGAAAAGAGCGAAGACUCCCGUCCUGUCUCAGUGUCUAUCCGACUCGUCCUCCUCUGCUCCAAACUCCCAGGACCUCCUGUCCUCCUCCCAGCCCUCGUCCUCCUCGUCCUCCCAGCCGAAGCUCUGGACUCUGGACUCCCAGCCCUCGUCCUCCCAGGAGCUCCUCCCGUCCUCCCCCACCUCUCCUCCUCCCCCUCCUCCUCCCGUCGUCCCCGAGCUGGAGCGCUGCUCGUCGGCGGAGUGGCGUCUGCCGGACUCGUGUCUGGACCCGUGUCUCAUCUGCCAGUCCCGGCCCAAGAACGGCUGCAUCGUCCACGGACGCACGGGACACCUGAUGUCCUGCUACGUCUGCGCCCGCAAGCUCAAGAAGAGGAACAAGCUGUGUCCCGUCUGCAGGCUGCCCAUCCAGUCCGUCGUCCUCACUUACCUCAGCUGAGACACGUCUGUCCCUCUGCUGUCCCCAUCCAGUCCGUCGUUCUCACCUACCUCAGCUGAGACACGUCUGUCCCCCUGCUGUCCCCAUCCAGUCCCUCGUCCUCACCUACCUCAGCUGAGACAUGUCUGUCCCCUCCCUCUGUCUGUCUUCACCUACCUCAGCUGAGACGUUGUGUCUGUCCCUCUCAUGCAGCAGAUAAAUGUAGGACGAAUGUCUCUCAUCGUUUGGUUUGUCUUUAGUUGAACUCGUCACAUUAACCAGAUUUACAUCAAACAGUAAUUUAGUGAGAAUUUACUAAAUUAAAGUUCAGGGUUUUUUGGUUGUUUUGUUUUGUUUUAUUUUUAUUGAUUGUA
Messenger RNA from Plectropomus leopardus (leopard coralgrouper), 899 nucleotides. The record is from RefSeq and is a predicted model, not a curated record. Lineage: Eukaryota; Metazoa; Chordata; Actinopteri; Perciformes; Serranidae.